AUGUCAGCAUUUAACACAAAUACUGCCAUUAGUUUUACAAACAACAAUAAUAACCCUCAAGGAAAUGAAAUAGAAUUUGAAAGAAUUUCUCAUACACUUAAUUCAUUGAUCAAACAUUUUUUACUUGAAAAUGUAAAUAAUUUCAAUGGUAAAAAUUUAAAAAAGAACGAGAUUACACUACAGCAAAAACGAAUUUUUGAUUAUUGUAUGAGGAUUUUGGGCAGUCGAAUGACACCCUCCAUAGUUAAUGAUGAAGUUCAUAUAUCAGAUCUAAUUAAAAAAAAACUAAUUCGUGAUGAAAAUCAGUCCUCUUCAAAGGCUUUACGGUUUACUAAUUUAUUUUCAAAAUUACAAUCCAAGAAAAUUAUAACACAAAAAUGGGGAAUUCUAUACUUUUUAUUAUCAAUUAGUGAUCAAGCCGGAAGUGAUAAAAAUCUUAAAUUAGUGAAUACUACUCCUAUAGAGCAAAUGUUUUCAUAUCCAUCACCAGCAUCACCAGCUAUACCAAUUGAAAUAACACAGGAAAAGGAUACAUUACCUCCAAAAGCAAUUUUAAGCAAAAGAUUGGCGCAAUUACAAAAUGGCAAGUAA
Molecule: messenger RNA, 591 nt
Organism: Entrophospora candida
Lineage: Eukaryota; Fungi; Glomeromycota; Glomeromycetes; Entrophosporales; Entrophosporaceae
Source: the annotation of a GenBank genome assembly